Messenger RNA from Monodelphis domestica (gray short-tailed opossum), 5210 nucleotides. It is a transcript of the gene PLEKHB2, whose product is annotated as pleckstrin homology domain containing B2. The record is from RefSeq and is a predicted model, not a curated record. Gene Ontology annotation, cellular component: membrane. Gene Ontology annotation, biological process: regulation of cell differentiation. Lineage: Eukaryota; Metazoa; Chordata; Mammalia; Didelphimorphia; Didelphidae.
CAGCUUCUUGACCGCGCUCCGACUUGUGCCGUCCCACCCCCUUACCCCCAGCUUUCUCUGGAUCUUUCCAGUCCCCAUCUUGUGGAUACUUUCCAUCGCCCCUCUCCAGUCUCAUUUGUUCAUUUUUCCAGCCCCUAAGCCAUUUCCUAAUUCUCCUCUGUCCCCACUUCGUCAGUUUUUACCUUAUAAUUAAGUCCUCUUUUGUUUUUAAUCGGCGAGAAUUUGUAAUUUUUGCUGUUAACUAAAAUACAUAUUCACUUCAUCCCCCCAGUCCCCCCGAUAUUGUCAAGCAAAAGAAAUUAUUGCAUUGGGUGCGUUCAAAAAGACAACUCCUCCUACACUUAAUCCGCUACCCGUCCCAGAGGGUCACUUUUGCUGCCACAUCCCGGAAUUCCCCAGUUCCCACUCUCCCAUUUUGCCUGUCCUUAACCCCAGUGCUUUGGACGCCCCGAAGCCUUUGUCUGCUUUUCCACUCCCCCAAUAGUGGUUUGUUAUUGUUUUUAUUUAAAGCAUUUUUUUCCCUGGCCCCCAUUUGGCUUCUUUCCAUUCAGUGUAGAUGAAGGAUAGGACUAAGAUCCGGGAUUGGGGAUUUCCAUCUGUGUCACCUGAUCGGGUUUGUUAUCGGCGAGGAAAGCCGAGGGCGGAGUGAACCAGGUCACUGGGAGCGGGGCCCGGCCUCCUGUUUUGUAAUCUCCAUCUCUGGGAGGGAGACGUCCUGAGCUGCCUGGAAGCGGCUUUUUCCCAGUGCAGACUGUACAAGUUUUCUGGACCGUUUGACUCCCCCUGCAGGUGAAAGGAUGGCAUUCGUGAAGAGUGGUUGGCUGCUUCGACAAAGCACAAUUUUGAAACGGUGGAAAAAAAACUGGUUUGAUCUGUGGUCAGAUGGGCACCUCAUUUAUUACGAUGACCAGACAAGGCAGAAUAUAGAAGAUAAAAUUCACAUGUUGGUGGACUGCAUCAAUAUCCGAAUGGGAAAUGAAUGCCGAGAUUUUCAUCCUCCUGAGGGCAAACCAAAAGACAGAAUACUGCAAAUUGUUUGCAGAGAUGGAAAAAAUAUCAAUCUUUGUGCAGAAAGUGCUGAUGAUUGCUUGGCCUGGCAAUUUGCACUCCAGGAUGCCAGGACAAAUACAGGCUAUGUUGCCUCAGAAGUCAUGUAUGAUGAGACUGCAGUUGCUUCAUCUCCUCCUCCUUAUACAGCAUAUGCCACACCAUCCCCUGAGGUAUUUGGCUACAGUCACUAUAAUGGCACAUACCCUCCAGGAACUCAAGUCAUCUAUGCUGCUAAUGGACAGGCUUAUGCAGUACCAUAUCAGUAUCCAUAUCCAGGACCUUAUGGACAGCAGCCUGCCAACCAUGUCAUCAUUAGGGAGCGUUACCGGGACAACGAUGGAGACCUGGCUCUGGGCAUGCUGGCUGGAGCAGCUACUGGCAUGGCCUUGGGAUCUUUGUUCUGGGUCUUUUAAGUUUCUCUAGAUCUUUGUAUUUGUAGCUUCCAAAACCUUUAUUUAUUUUCUGUAUGCAACAAUAAUAUAUUUUGCAAGGUAUUCCUGUUUUACUGUAAAGAUUUUUAAAGACAGUUACAAUAGUACUUUUUAAAUAGUGACUUCUUAAUUAUAAUUAGUAUACAUUUCAUAAGGCAGGAUUGAAAGUUUGCUUUUCAAUUGAAAUACAAAAUUAAAAGGUUACUUGAUCAUUUCAAGAGCUCUUUUAUAGAACAUAGUUGUAGAAGAAGGACUUAUAUGAGCUCAUUCAUUUUGAAGAACAUUAUCACUGCAGUGUUAAACGCAGAGCAGAAGAGAUAUAGCUUUGUCAUCCAUAUUAGAAGCAUGCUGCUCACAUAAUGACCCUCAAAUAGGUAAUUAUUUCUGGCAGGGAAAAACCCAAUUGAUCCAGUUGCUAACUCAACUUAAGAAUUAACCACGGAACAGUCUGGGUGUUGGCAUUGGCAUGGCAGGUGGUAAACUAUGCAUGAUAAAUCAGUAUAGCCUUUUUGCACUACACAUUCCAACGAAUAGUCCUCAAGGCAGUGGUGACACUCCUCUAACCUCUGUAGUAGACCCUAUAGUUAUCCAGUGGUACUUAUUUUCUCUGUUGUGAAUGAAUUCAUUGAAUCUUAGAGAUUGGAAUUGGUAAAAUUUUUUGUAGAAAGCUGCCAAUCAGGGCAACUACUGUACACCAUAGACCAAAACCCUAUAGUUUCUCUGACAUUGUUCUCAGCCAUGGAGAGUUGUAAAAGGAGUUCAGAGGCUGACGUGAUUGGGGUUUUGUUUUGUUUGUUUUUGGAAGUUGGUACUAUUCAUACAUUUAGAAGAUGACAUCCAUGGCUUUUGCAUUCUUAAUUUUUAUUUAACAUGGUGAAAACAGAUUCAAAGGUCAGACCUCCACUGAGUACAGUUUUAUAAUGUGUAUCUGAACCAUCUCCUCUUCUCUCACCAUGUUUUGAAAAAUGAAUAGCAAAUACCAAGUUAUAUGUAGUGCCUUUGGUUUUAUUUGGCUGGCCUGCUACAAAAUAUUAUUGUAAGGGUGGAAUGGGCUGAAGGCAUUUGUAGCCAUUAAAAGUAAGGAGAAAGAAUUAAGAUCAAAUUGAAGGUUAUUAAUAUGAGUGUUGACUUAUUGAUAGUUUUGUAGAGUUUUGAGAUAGGUGGGAGGAUGAGGCUAAUGGGAAGAAUUAAUAACAGGAGAAAAUGAUUAUAGAAAUUAGUACAGGGGUCUGCUUGAGUACAUAUGUAGCAAAAUCGAUAUCUAUAGUCAGUAAACAGUUGAUUUAAUCUAGUUUGUGUAGCUUUCCACUGAAACUUUUUUUUUUUGCCAACAACCUUUAAUAUAUAUAUAUAAAAUGCAUGCACUCUUCAAUUCCAGUUUUUGUGAUAAAACUGUUAGGAGAGUUAGUCUUAUCCUCAUGGAUAACAUAAUCUUUUUUCAUGGACCAUUUGAUAAAAUUUGCUUUCCUUUACUUGAAAAACCAAAAUGUUUUUAUCCUCCAAACCUAUAUUUAUUCAAAGGGAGAAGCAAUUAUAGGUAAAGAAAGACCCAGGGAGAAAAUGAAGUGUACAUUUUUAGUGAGUAGACAUUCCAGAAUUUGUAAUGGUAGACUUGCCUUAUACUUAGAUGUAUCUGUUUUUUUGUUUUUUGUGUUUUCUGUAGUUUGGGCAUUUUUGCUACUUCCUGUUCUUUUAGUUGCAUUUUACUUGAAGUCUACUAGUUAAGAAAACUAUAUUUAAGGAGUCAGGGAAAUAGGAUGAGAGCCAUGUUUGUAUUAUUUAAUUAACUUAAGAUUAUCUUAGGUUUUUUAAAAGGUCGCUCUGUGCAAAUGAUGCUAUUAUCCAUUUCUCUGAAAGACACAAAAAGUUGAUAAUUAUUACCUCUGAUGACUAAGCAGAAUUAUGUUAAGUGUAUAUAAGGUAAUUUAAUAUACAUAUAGAUAUCAAUUGUAUUGGACCAAAUAGACAGGCACAUUUGUUUUCAUUAAUUCUCUCCCAAAGCUAACAAUGUGUGUAAAAAAUGGGAACAUGCUUGUGUGUAAUUCAGAGAAAUUAUAUAGAAGAAUAAAUAAAAAAAGCAAAGUCUAAAAGGUAAACCCUAAAUACACGAGGCAGCUAACACCAUAUAGUGAUUUAAUCCUUAAUUCAUUAAGCAAAUAUUUAUGGGAUGCCUGCCAUUUGCAAGACAAAUCUAGUCUUGUAUUAUUUCCUAAUUUAUAUAACUUUCCCUUUUUUCUAUAACGUAUAAUUUUUUAAUGAUUUUUCCCUGUCAUGGUAUAGUAAUAAUUCCCAGAAGGUCCAUUCUUUGUCAUGUUAAUUCUGUUUUGUGUUUUGGAUGACUGAUUAUAUAUCAAUUUUUUCUCCCAGUAACUAGUUCUUUGGUGAAAUUUAACACUCCAUGCCAAAUUGAAGGCCAAACCAGCUUUAUAAUGAUCCCUUGGAUUUUUGGCAGUUCCUGUAGUCUUUUUCUCACUGGAAAUAUCUGCUUUAUUAGACAGGAAAUAUAUAUGAGUGCCAUCUCACUUGAUAUUUGACAAUUUGGGGAAAAUAAUCACAUAGGGUCUGACUGUACAAUGUCAGUGCUUUAAAAUCAUUGCUGUUAAGACUUUGAAUUGUAUGUAAUAAGAAUAUUUUAAAAUUAUAAUGAUUUAGAAAAUGUAGUUUAUGUGAAUCCUCUAGCACUGUGAAUUGAAGGGAUAUAGUUGCAAUAAAACAGUUUUAAAUGUUGCAGUAGGUUGUUAAUAUUAAACUCAGUGAAAGUACCAUGUCAUUGACUCGUCUGCAUUAUAGGGCUAAAAAAUCUAUAAAUACACACUAUUCUUAUCCUAUUAUCUGGGGUUAUUUUAUAACUCAAAAGACCAAAAGAAAUACAAUUUCAGCAUGUUUCUCUGACUCCCUUUGGACUUAGAGUGGAAACUCCAUGAUCUCCUAUGUUUUAGCCUGAGAGACUUUGGCCUUCAGAAUCGCUAAGUCUUUGGGGAGAGCUUCUCCAAAAUUGUGUCUUUCAUUGAGUUCCUCAGAAAUUUCACAAGCAUGUUUUCCCUUAUCUUUGUCUUAACUACUUGCACUCAAAGACAUUAAAUUUUAGAGAGAUUGUACAAAAAAUGGUCUACAACCAUCAUUUUACACAUGGGAAUACCCAUGCCCAGAAAGGUAAAGAAAGUGACUCAUCCAAGAUAGCUGGUGGCUGAACAGGGAUUAGAACCCAAAUUUCCUAAUUCCCAUGUAAUUGCAUUUUCCUGUCAGACAGGUAUAACUAGGUUGUUAAUGUUUGAGUUAUUAGUGAUUUCACCUUAAUAUGAAACUGAGUAAGUUAAGGGGAAAAGUAUUUUUAUUCUCCAUGCAGAUUUUCCCUUAGGACUCACAGGAAAUGAAUUAGAUAUUAAAAAUAUGACUGCCCCAAGUUCAGAUAUCUCUCCUCAGAAAGAGAGCACAGUGUAGGCAACUGUCUACAUAGUAAAGAGAAAAAAUGCUUGUUUUUGAGAUAUGAUGCAAGUGUUGUAAAUUUCCUAUCAUCCUUAUCCUGGAUAAUCUCUUCAUAUCAUGGCUGUUGCAGACAACCACUUUAGAAAGCAAUGAAAUCUUUUUGCCAGAGAUUUCUUUCCUGUGAUUGCUGCCAUGUUGUUUCUGACUGUUGUUUCCUUGAAACCUAUUUUCUUCUAUAUAAAAUAUGCAUUUAUGUAGCAUACGGUGAAAUUAUUGUUAAUAAAAUGAGUGUUGAACUGCAAA